Messenger RNA from Ilex paraguariensis (yerba mate), 546 nucleotides. Lineage: Eukaryota; Viridiplantae; Streptophyta; Magnoliopsida; Aquifoliales; Aquifoliaceae. The record is from the annotation of a GenBank genome assembly.
AUGGCGCCUGCGGGUGGCUCUUCUUUGGUGCCGUCGCUGCCACCACCGCGCCCUAAGCCACCACCUGAGUGUCCGAAUUUGUACGGUAAGCGCCGGGAGCUGGCUAGAAUUCAGAUGAUGGAGGCGGAGAUUGGUUUUCUUGAGGCUGUCAUUUAUGCUCAGCGCUCUUUUAGUGUACCUUGGAGGAAUUUAAAGCUGUUGAAAGCUUUCAACCUGCUUCCAGAUAUUGUAAAGAAACUCGAAAGAUUUGUAGGUCUUACCUCUGGAAAUGGCUUUGUGGAAUGUCCUGCUUCAAUAUCUCAUGGAGCUGCUGCUAUGAAUGCUUGCCUUGUCUUCAAAGGCCACACUGUUGCAAGUGCAAUUCAAGUAACUACCUUUCAUGUACCAGUUGUUCAAUACCCAAGUUUCAGUGUUGCAUCUGGCCACACUCCCAAUGCUUUAACAAAAUCUCUUGCAGUAGAAGUUGUUGCCGCCUUCAAUUUCCUUCAUGCCCCGAUUGCUCUUGCAGUAGAUAGAUGUACAUGCCGUUGUCCUAAAUGUCCAAAG